This is a messenger RNA of Rhinocladiella mackenziei CBS 650.93, 552 nucleotides long. RefSeq lists its product as uncharacterized. Bases 1 to 552 code for a protein of 183 amino acids. The transcript is spliced from 2 exons. Lineage: Eukaryota; Fungi; Ascomycota; Eurotiomycetes; Chaetothyriales; Herpotrichiellaceae. The record is from RefSeq and is a predicted model, not a curated record.
AUGCGUCCUUCAGCAGUCUUCACCACUCUCUUUUUCGCCGCUUCGGUGCUGGCUCUCCCUCUCAACACCACACCGGUUAAUGCUGCGCUUGAACCGGUCAAGCGUGAUGCCGCUCCUUUGGCCAACUCGGUCAUUGAGAAGCGAGAACCCAUUGAUUUGACCUCUGUCACCGAUGCAGCUGACGAUGCCGUCGACAUACUGACCGGCCUCCUGCCAGUCAUUCUCAGCACCGUCAGUGACCUCGACGCCACCAUCAACAGCCUCCUCAGUGGUGCCGAAUCCGAUGUCGAUGGAACUCUCGACUCUGUCAAGUCCACACUCGAAAGCACCAUUGACGAAUUGAAUGCUGUCCUCGCCGGUCUCGACGUUUCAGGGGCGUUGGACUCUCUCUCCGAGUUGACCAGCACCAUCGCAGCGGUGCAGACUCUCGUGGCGGACGUUGAGGCUCUGGCAGGCACUGUUGACGUUAGCUCAACCCUGAGUGACGUCGAGGGACUUGUUUCAGAACUGUUGAACAUUCUCAGCGGCUUGCUUACCAGCCUGAAGCACUAA